Symbiodinium natans is the source of this 1887-nucleotide messenger RNA. The record is from the annotation of a GenBank genome assembly. NCBI's taxonomy places the organism in Eukaryota, Dinophyceae, Suessiales, Symbiodiniaceae.
AUGUACGAAGUGCAGCUGGACGGCUGCCGGCAGAGUGUCUUCUUCGACCCACAGCCCGACAACUAUGAGCUUGCAGGCGUCUUCCGCUAUGCGGAGACUCAGCCCCUCAUCGUCUUCGUCGGCGGAGGUUGGAUUGAAACCACCGUUAAGAGCAUCAGCUUCGGAAACCUGCAUGACCUGCGGAAAGGGGACGCCAAGAAGAAGACGUUCAAGAUGAGUCUAAACGAGCUCAACCACACGCCCGCGAAGCUGAAGCUUGCGACAUACGACCUGCACGCGAGCAAGUACUGCGAAGACCUCUGGACGUCUUGCAGCCAUAUCCCUGAUGGCCUCACAUGCCGACGGUUGGACUUGCUGGCCCUGCCGUUCGCCGUGAUCAGUGGGAAGCAGGCCGAGAACGAGGGUGAGGACUCCUCGCAGUCAGCAGAGAGCGGCGACACCUCAGAGGACUCGGAUGACAGUGACCUCGAGGGAACUGACGCACGCACCCUCGAGCCGCAUGAAGAGGCAUGGCAAGAGCUCAUGCGCGACAUCGCGCCAAUCACCCCCAAGGUAAGGGAGGCGGGGGCCAUCUCACGUCGAGCAGUUCUUGUCUUAGGCAAGCCGGCGAGCGGAAAGACCACCCUGAUGCGGCGGCUCGUCUUGGAGAUGCUGAUUGCGUCUGGAGGAGGCUGCGUGCCCCUGCUUCUCGAGGCGAGCGAGAUCGUUGCCACGAUCUACCAUCCUUGCGGCUACUGCGUGGAGGGUGAUGUUUUGGAUGCUUUGCUGCAGAAGCGCCAUUCGACCGGGGCCACCUACAUGCUCCUUUGGCAGGCCCUCUACAGCCGACGAGUCAUCAUUUUCGUGGACGGCGCGGAUGAGAACGACUCGGGUUCUUGGGAGGCGCUCACGCACUACUUGCACUACCUCACAAGCAUUGGCCACCCAGUCGUCCUGCUGGCGCGGCCCUCGUUAUCGCGCUUCCGCUGGCACAUGCGUGACCACUUCGCGGCCACGUCCUCCUACCGCAUCGGGCAAUUCUCCAAGCCACUACAGCGCCUCGCGGCCGCGCGGCUUCCAGGGCCUGCUGCGGAAACCUUCAUGGCGACUUUCCAGCCUUGCGAGACGCUCUGCCGUCAUCCGGGAGGCUUGGCCCUGCUCCUGAGCCAAGCCGAGCUCCGCUUUGCAGCUCGCCUGGCUCCGACCAAGGCGAAGGAGCUCAGCACAGACCUGCUCACACAGCUCGUGGAGACCGCCAUUCCGCAUCUCAUUACUUUUCACCUCUCCGCCUGCCUUCCGGACGGCGCAGCGGCGCUGGUGGCGCAGGUGCUCGAGGUCAUGGCGAUGAAGCUCUUUAUCGACGGCGGCGACCUGCUGCUACCGGAGGCAAUGCAGCGCGUGCUGGACACAGAGCAUCCAGACCUGACCGGCAGCUGGCCCUUCGUGGAAUCGCUAAUCACAGCCGGACAGUUCAUCCUCGUGGAGCCAUGUCUACCGUCCUUCCACGACGAGCGCCGCGGGAAGAUGGCGAUGCGCUUCGCUCCGCUGCCACUCCGCGACUUCUUCCUGGCCCGGUGCUUCACGCGCUACAUCGGCGAAAAGCGGGUGCUAGGGCUGCCCCCUGCAGAGGACAUCAUCUUCGACUCGGACUGGAACCUGUUCUUUGAUUUCCUGAUCGAGCUGGCGGCCACAAGCAACGUCUGCGUGACGGUGGACCUGAGCAAGAAGCCGGUACUGUCAGAAGCAAACUUGGCCAACUUCACAGCGCGUCUCCGAAACCUCCAGACACCGGUCAUCGAGAUGCGGCUGCCGCCCAACCAGGAUGGGGCCUCGGCGGAUGAAAGCCCGGGGAAAAAUUCCAAGACAAACUGCGCGCAUGAUAGUUCUAAGGUUACUGGGCAGCCUUGA